Molecule: messenger RNA, 5942 nt
Organism: Bubalus bubalis (water buffalo)
Lineage: Eukaryota; Metazoa; Chordata; Mammalia; Artiodactyla; Bovidae
Gene: ACOX1
Product: acyl-CoA oxidase 1
Exons: 14
Coding region: 171-2153 (660 amino acids)
Biological process (GO): very long-chain fatty acid metabolic process; lipid homeostasis; fatty acid beta-oxidation using acyl-CoA oxidase
Cellular component (GO): peroxisome
Molecular function (GO): FAD binding; fatty acid binding
Source: RefSeq, a predicted model, not a curated record
GAAGGAGAAGGGGCGGGCCGAGGCGGCCGGGGGGCGGGGACUCGCCUUGUACUGAGGCGGGCUCUUAGUGUCGGCCUCGCGCAGGAGCUGCGGACUCCUGCCGUCGCCGCCGCCACCUGCACUGCCUCAGCCGCCGCCUCGGCCCCGCGCUGCCUCAGCCGGCCGUUACCAUGAAUCCAGACCUGCAGAAAGAGCGGGCCGGCGCCAGCUUCAACCCGGAGCUGCUCACGAAUGUCCUGGACGGCAGCCCCGAGAACACUCGGCGCCGCCGAGAGAUCGAGAACCUCAUUCUGAAAGACCCCGACUUCCAGCACGAGAACCUGAAUUUCCUCAGCCGUAGCCAGCGUUACGAGGUGGCUGUUAAGAAGAGUGCCACCAUGGUGCAGAAGAUGAGGAAGUUUGGCAUCGCAGAUCCUGAUGAAAUCAUGUGGUUUAAAAACUUUGUGCAUCAAGGGCGGCCUGGGCCUCUGGAUCUUCACUUGGGCAUGUUCCUGCCCACCUUGCUGCACCAGGCAACCGAGGAACAGCAGGAGCGCUUCUUCAUGCCUGCCUGGAACUUGGAGAUCGUUGGCACUUAUGCCCAAACAGAGAUGGGUCAUGGAACCCAUCUUCGAGGCUUGGAAACCACAGCCACUUAUGACCCUGAAACCCAGGAGUUCAUUCUCAACAGUCCUACUGUGACCUCCAUCAAGUGGUGGCCUGGUGGACUUGGAAAAACUUCAAAUCAUGCUAUCGUACUUGCCCAGCUCUUCACUCAGGGAGAAUGCUAUGGAUUACAUGCCUUCAUUGUACCUAUUCGUGAACUUGGGACCCAUAAGCCUUUGCCAGGUAUUACCGUAGGAGACAUUGGCCCCAAGUUUGGCUAUGAUGAGAUGGAUAAUGGCUACUUGAAGAUGGACAACUAUCGUAUUCCCAGAGAAAACAUGCUGAUGAAACAUGCCCAGGUGAAGCCUGAUGGCACAUAUGUAAAACCCCUGAAUAACAAGCUGACCUACGGGACCAUGGUGUUCAUCAGGUCCUUCCUCGUGGGAGAAUCCGCUCGGUGUCUGUCUAAGGCAUGCACCAUUGCCAUCCGAUACAGUGCUGUGAGGCAUCAGUCUGAAAUCAAUCCAGGUGAACCAGAACCACAGAUUUUGGAUUAUCAAACCCAGCAAUAUAAACUUUUUCCCCUCCUGGCCACUGCCUAUGCCUUCCAGUUUGUAGGCGCAUACAUGAAAGAGACCUAUCUUCGGAUUAAUGAAGACAUUGGCCAAGGGGACCUGAGUGAGCUGCCUGAGCUUCACGCGCUCACCGCUGGGCUGAAGGCUUUCACGUCCUGGACAACGAACACAGCUAUUGAAGCCUGUCGGAUGGCUUGUGGCGGACAUGGCUAUUCUCACUGCAGUGGACUUCCAAAUAUUUAUGUCAAUUUUACCCCAACCUGCACCUUCGAGGGGGAAAACACUGUCAUGAUGUUGCAGACAGCCAGGUUCCUGAUGAAAAGUUACGACCAGGUGCACUCAGGCAAGUUGGUGUGUGGCAUGGUGUCCUACUUGAAUGACCUGCCCAGCCAGCGCAUCCAGCCACAGCAAGUGGCCGUCUGGCCAACCAUGGUGGAUAUCAACAGCCCCGACAGCCUGACAGAGGCGUACAAGCUUCGAGCGGCCAGAUUAGUAGAAAUUGCUGCUAAAAACCUUCAGACUGAAGUGAUUCACAGAAAAAGCAAGGAAGUAGCGUGGAACCUAACGUCCAUUGACCUUGUUCGGGCAAGUGAGGCACAUUGCCACUAUGUGGCGGUUAAGCUCUUUUCGGAAAAAGUCCUCCAGAUUCAAGAGAAGUCCAUCCAAGCUGUCCUAAGGCGUUUGUGUCUCUUGUAUUCUUUGUAUGGAAUCAGUCAGAAUGCAGGGGAUUUUCUUCAGGGGAGCAUCAUGACAGAGUCUCAGAUCACCCAGGUGAAUGGGCGCAUCAAGGAGCUGCUGACUGCGAUUCGCCCUGACGCGGUUGCUCUGGUGGAUGCAUUUGAUUUUCAGGAUGUGACACUGGGCUCUGUGCUUGGCCGCUAUGAUGGAAAUGUGUACGAAAACUUGUUUGAAUGGGCCAAGAAAUCCCCACUGAACAAAACAGAGGUCCAUGAGUCUUACAAGCACCUAAAGUCGAUGCAGUCCAGGCUCUGACGUGGCUUGAUGAUAAGUGCAGUCGCCCUGAAAGCAGCUGUUCUUACACCUGUCACACAAACUGCGUGGAGUCUUGAUCAAAUUCAGAAAAGCUGUAGAGCAAGUGAUAAAUUGACCCUUUCCUCUUUUUAUAAAUGAAAAAAGAAAACAGAUUUUGCAAAUUAAAGGAGAAAACCAGAUGUGUUUUACAAGUGCAAUUAACACUGAAAGAGACUAUUAAGCAUUCAGAAAAAGUUUUAAGAAAUGCAGUGCGACUUCCAUCUGUAUUGCUGCUGAUCCCAGGAGGCCAGGACUUUUGAUAAUUAGUAAAAUUUAACUACUAAGUAGUUAAUUAUUUUCACAUCUUAAUUGCUAAUCACUGGAUAUACAAGUGUUUUUAAGCAGAGGUGUUUUUUUAAGCAGGGUAGAACCCUUCCCAAUUUUCUUGCUCAUGUCCUAACACAGCUGCCAGGGGUCCCGGCUAGAAAGCAGGAGCGAAGAAGAGAGACUGGGGAAAAGAAACUAAUCAGGAAACCUGUGAGCUCAUGCCUGACACACUGACGCCUCUCCUGCCUGCUUGCCCUUCUUUAUUGAUGUAUUGCUCCUACCUUAAGUGUUCACAGUAGCAUCUUUCCAACCCUAAGAUUUCUUGAGCACAGGCUCCUGCAGGGUCCCUGCCCUGUGUAAUUCGGAACUAAGCUUCCGUCGGAGGGUUCCCUAAAUUGUCCCUCUAGUAGCAUUAUAGCUCCCUUUGCCUCAACUUCUCAGGAAGAGGGAGGCAGCCAAGUCAUCUCUACAUAUAACUUUUGGCAACUGAUGAGAUCUCCAGAUCAGUGGUUUUGAUCUCCCUCUCCUGAGAAAGAUGCUAAAGAAAGGAGAAAAAUAGUCACAGUUCCUUCUUAGAAGAAUAAGGGCGUGGAGAGCUAUCAGUUAUGGUUACUGUAACUUUGGUGACCACGGUAACUACAUUUUCUAGAACAAUCCAAAUUUCCUAUAUUCUGGCACUCUGGCCGAAGCCAUUAAAAUGCUUGGAGGUCUGGCCUUAGAAAAAUAAAAGCGUCACUCAUUGCCUCUUAUACCCAGGAAAGUCCUUUGACAAACCAUGUGUUCUGAUUUUUUUAAUCAGAAAAUAUAAUCAUUGAAACAGUGGCUAAAGGAUAAAUGGAAGAUCCAUAGAAUGUUUCUUACGGUAUAUCUGGUUUUAUUUUCAGUAUGUUUCUAGGAGCUUUAUCUGACUUGCUAAAUUGUCCUUUCAGCUGAAGUCUAAUUUGUACAAUCAUUCUAUAUUUAAAAGCUAAACAUGUAUCUCAUGAUGAAUUUUUUCUUCAAAUCAAUGUAAAACAAAUCACUUAAUUUUCUUGUUGUUGUAACUGUAUUUGUAACCUCUGUCUCACGAAGCCAGUUGUUCUAGAGUCAGUCUUGAGAAUGUAGUAUGUAAUUCAGGGAACUGUAAUUCCCUUCUUGGGACCUUACAUAAAAUCUAUCCCAGUGAAACUAGUAAUAGGAGACUUUAAGGUCCAGCAGAAGAAAUACUGCCUGUUGACAGAAGCCUUAAUCUUUCCACCAGGAGAACUAAUUGAUAAUUGUGUUAACAUUGAAGUAAAAAAGCACUCUAUAAAUCUCGUAUGGGUAUCUCUUGGGACUAGAUCAGAUUCUGGGAAAUAACAGUAAAUUCAGAUUGCUUAAUAUUAAACUGUUAAAUAUAGAAUUGUUUCCAGUUAGUGGUUAAAAAUCUUAUUCACAGAGGGCUAACCCAUGGCCAGGACAUGAGGGUUUUUGAAAUGACACCCACACAAUCCAGCUUCAUAGAUCUGGGAUCUAAGCAGUUUGAAACAUGGUGGUGGACUCUGUCAGAGCCACCUUCAGUCCAGCACCUUGAGCUUUAUAUUUAAAAGCUAGAUCUCAUAUUGAUAGUAUUUUUAUUAACAUUGGAAUGUUUUGAACUUAUUCACUGUAAUUAAAGAAUAAAGGUACCAUAAGACCUCAAGAAUUUGUCACUAUCAAGAUGGAAAGAAUGUACCACAUAAAAUUAAACAUAAAUUUAAAUUAUGAAGAAUUUUAAGAUGUAGAUUUAGGUAACACUGAACAAAAGAAGGAAGGAAGGAGUGAGACCUGCCUCAGCAGAUAGAUGGUGCUGUCUUUGUAGAGUAUUUGAGUGCUCUGUCCAUGCAGGAAUACAGAUUUGUUGGUUUCUCAUAAGGAAGCAGCAGGCCCAGCUUGCUAUCCCUUAGAAGCCAGACUUUGCCACAGAUAAGGGUGGUUCUGUUGGGUUCUUUUGUGAGCCAUUUUCAUAAAGAGUACAGAUAAAUUUCAACCUAAUCUCCAAAAUGAUGAUAAACCUGAGCAGAAUUAUUGUUUCUAUUAGAUAAUACUGACAUAACCCUUUGAAAGAUCCAGGAGGUUUUUGCUGUUUGUAAUGGAUGAAGUUUGCUACAUCCUGAAGUAUUUGGAUUUCUACUUCGUAUCUACUCAGUAGACACUGAGGUGUACUUCAGUGUUGCACAUAAGUGACCUCAAAGCACAGUUGGUCCCAAAGCCUUUGCAGGCCUUCCUGUUCUUGUCUUCAGAACAUCAUACCACUAAGUAGCAGCUUAUCUUCAGAACAUUCACUUAAUUGCAACAUUAACCAUGUUCACAUACUUUCUGAGAACUCACUGGUGGUAAUAUCAGAUAACAUACACCUGGAGGCAUUUAACCAUUUGUAACAUUAACAUGUUAUUAGAACUCAAUUAUUGGAUUUUCUUCAGUGCAAGGCUUUGGUUGCGGAAAUAUAUUGAUUCAUGAUCCUUGAGUUCUUUAGGGAACAAAAAUUCCUCUAAUGACUGUUGCUCAGAGUCCUACCCCUUUCUGAGUUCUUUCUAUCCAUCUCAGUAAAAAGAAAACUAGAUGCAGAUGGCCUAUAACACCCACUAACCAUUUUGUGUACUGUGCAAGGUAUGCCUGGAGUUAUAGACUGUCCUCAAGCAGUAGCUGCUGCACCAACUGGAGAGGAACCUUGCCAGGAAACUGAUGAUUCUACUUGAGGCCAAGAAUCUUCUGUUGAGUCUCCUGACUCAUAAAGGUUUUCAUGGAAAAAUGCAGAGAUCAGCUAAUUGAAUAUUUAUUAUUCCAUUCCUGGAGGAUUAGACCAAGUCACCGUAAAUGAAUAAAAUGUCUUUUCAUUUUAAAACACUGGUGGAGUUUUGCUUAUAGCUCUCAAACUCAAAUUUUCAUUAUUAUUCCUGUGGUCCAUGAUAGUAAAUAUAGAAACAUAAGGAAAUUUUAGAGUUACCAGAUGUUAGCCUUUGUAGACUGCAAAUUCCUAGGUUUCAGAGAAUUUUUUAUUUUUAUUUUUUCUUAAAUAUAAGUGAGCCACUGAUUAUCUCUAGGAAAAUCAUGGAACAUUGGGAGGGAUAUUAAGAAUUCUGAAGCAAAACAGUUUAACCACAUUACUGUCAACUGUUUCACAGAUUAGGUAACAAUGUGAAUCACCUGCAUAAUAAUCCAACUGAUGACUGCUUGUAAACAUUUCCAAUUGUUAUGAAUUCGAGGAAAUUACUUUGGCGCAUAUAAUUUGCUACCUUCUUACCCCUUUAACUGUCGUGGUUUGAGUUUGGUUCCUACCUGAUGGAGUGUAUUUAGCAUGUAUUGUUCCGCAUGCCUGGCAGGACAUGUCAGUGAAGGUGGGAGUAGUUGAGGAGGUGCACAGGUCCAAAGACUGAGUCAUGGUUGGACAGUGGUGACCCACCAACCUUCGAAUAAGCUAAGCCACUAACCCCAUCUUCUUUUGUAAAAUUGAAGAACCGUUAAUAAACUCUAUAAUCAACACAA